Molecule: messenger RNA, 1174 nt
Organism: Colletotrichum phormii
Lineage: Eukaryota; Fungi; Ascomycota; Sordariomycetes; Glomerellales; Glomerellaceae
Product: NmrA-like family protein
Exons: 2
Coding region: 201-1121 (306 amino acids)
Molecular function (GO): oxidoreductase activity
Source: RefSeq, a predicted model, not a curated record
GAGCACUAACAGAAGCGAACGAUCAUUGCUAAGAACCGCGAUAACCUUCUCUCUUCGGAAGAUACAGUGGAUGUUCUGCUCGAUGUCCCGCCUAGACCGGCCCUCUACGGACCCCACCCCGACGGCAGACUGAAGGACUCGAAACGCUCAUUUUCUCUGAAUUUCACAACGCAAGGGAUAAACACAAGACAUUGCCCAUCAUGGCACCGAAAUCCGUCCUUCUCGUCGGCGCCAAUGGCACACUUGGCGCCAAAAUCCUAGACUCCCUGGUCGCCGCCAAAUCCUUUAAGCUCAGCGCCCUGAAGCGCGCCGGCUCAAAGAGCACAAUCGCGUACCCCGCCGACCAAGUGCAAGUCAUCGAAGUCGACAACGACCUCUCCUACGAAGGUCUCAAAAAGGCCUUUACAGGCCAAGAAGUCGUCAUCGUCAGCUUCCGCCUGCGCGACCUCGACCAGCACCUGCGUAUCGCCGAGGCGGCGUCCGCAGCGGGCGUGAAGCACUUUAUGCCCGCCGACUUCGGCAGCAUCGACGCCGAUAACCCCCGCGCGAGGGAGCUCAUCCCGCUUUAUCGCUGGAAACGCGCGGUGCGUCAAAAGGCGCAGGAGCUGGCUGACAAGAACCCCGAAUUCGCGUGGACGGGUAUCGUCUGCGGUCACUUCUUCGACUGGGGUGUCAAGGAAGGCUUCUUGCACGCAUACCUCGAUACCAAGAAGAUCGACGUCAUUGACGGCGGUAACAUCAAGGCCUCUGUCGCGACGCUGCCGAGAGUUGGGGAAGCUGUUGUGCGUAUUCUGGACUUGGGAUUUACCGAGGUGACGAAGAAUAAGACGCUUUUCAUUCAGAGCUUUUGCAUCACACAGAACGAGCUGCUUCAAAGUUUGGAGAAGGCGACGGGAGCAAAGUGGACUGUUAACAUGGUCGAGUCUGAGAGUUUCAUUGCGGAACACAAGGUGAAGGCCGAUGCUGGCCACGCUGAGGCGAUUGAGGAUCUUGUCUUUGCUGUUGGGCAAUUAGAUGCAAACUGGACGAAGCGCGAUGACUUCGCUAUGAAGACUUUGGGGCUGGAGGAUGAGGAUUUGGACACUGUUAUCGCAGAUGUUGUUGCUAACCCAACGGUUUGAGGACUAUCACCUGUGUUAGAGAAGACCGACAUAUUGCCUCAGCUACACUAAUU